GGAGCGAAAAAGGAGGAAAAGCUCCAGGAGGAAAAAAAAAAAAGCCCCCCCCGCCCCCCACGCCGGCAUCGGCCGCGGGACUGGCAGCAUGCGAUCCAAAGGCAGGGCGAGGAAGCUGGCCGCAAGUGAUGAAUGCCUGUAUGAAAGCUUUCCUGAGCUUCCCUUGGAGGAAGUGCCAGAAGCUGAUGGAGAGGCUGCAAACGCCCAGUGCCCAGCAUCUGUCAGCAUCCAGGAGCCAUCCUCUCCAACCACCUCCAGCGAAGCUUUCACACCAAAGGAGAGCUCUCCUUACAAGGCUACGAUAUACAUUCCUGAUGACAUUCCCAUUCCUUCCGAAUUUGAGCUCCGAGAAUCCAACAUUCCUGGAGCGGGAUUAGGGAUAUGGACCAAAAGGAAGAUUGAAAUAGGAGAAAAGUUCGGCCCUUUCACGGGAGAGCAGCGGCCACACCUCAAAGAUCCCAGUUACGGUUGGGAGGUAAGACACUUUGCAUUCCUUCAGCCUGUUGAGUUCUCUUGA
This is a messenger RNA of Lagopus leucura (white-tailed ptarmigan), 517 nucleotides long. RefSeq names its product histone-lysine N-methyltransferase MECOM-like. The record is from RefSeq and is a predicted model, not a curated record. The coding region runs from base 89 to 517 and encodes 142 amino acids. Lineage: Eukaryota; Metazoa; Chordata; Aves; Galliformes; Phasianidae. The transcript has 2 exons.